Messenger RNA from Stereum hirsutum FP-91666 SS1, 504 nucleotides. Its product is annotated as thioredoxin-domain-containing protein. The record is from RefSeq and is a predicted model, not a curated record. The transcript has 5 exons. NCBI's taxonomy places the organism in Eukaryota, Fungi, Basidiomycota, Agaricomycetes, Russulales, Stereaceae. The coding region runs from base 1 to 504 and encodes 167 amino acids.
AUGUCUAUUACUCACAUCACCUCGUUGUCCCAACUCAAUGGCAUCCUCUCCAAAUCCAAGGACAAACUCUCCGUCAUUGACUUCCACGCUACCUGGUGUGGCCCAUGCCACGCAAUCGCCCCGCACUACGAAUCCCUCUCGAAGAAAUACACGAACGUCAAUUUCCUGAAAUGUGACGUUGAUGCUGCGAAGGAGGUCGCGAGCUCGUACAGCGUGUCGGCCAUGCCUACGUUCGUCUUCUUGAAGGGGAGCACGAAGGUGGAUCAAGUGCGCGGUGCGGAUAGAAACGGCAUCGAACGCGCCCUCGCGAAACAUUCCUCCGGAUCCACCUCCAGCGCAUUCGCAGGCCAAGGCCAAACCCUCGGCUCUUCCUCCUCUUCCUCCCCUUCCCCCGCCAAGGCAGACGGCCCUUCGCCUGCGAACGCGUUCACGAAUCUGGACCCGCAGGUGAAGGUGUUGUUGGGAUUGAUUGGAGCUUAUUUGUUGUUUUGGUAUAUGAGUUAG